Molecule: messenger RNA, 3940 nt
Organism: Stegastes partitus (bicolor damselfish)
Lineage: Eukaryota; Metazoa; Chordata; Actinopteri; Pomacentridae
Gene: tmem64
Product: transmembrane protein 64
Exons: 4
Coding region: 454-1512 (352 amino acids)
Biological process (GO): positive regulation of bone resorption; positive regulation of osteoclast differentiation; regulation of cytosolic calcium ion concentration
Cellular component (GO): endoplasmic reticulum
Source: RefSeq, a predicted model, not a curated record
AGCUAGUUAGCUAUCGACGGGACUCCCUCCAUCCGUGGACUCAACCUUGUCCUGAGCUGAGUGAUGACAACUCUGAAUAUGGCGAGGGCUUCAGACAGCGACUACAAAACUGGACACAUUGAGCCACUGGACUGGCAAGCAGCCCAGCGAGUGUACCCAAGAUAAACAUUGUGAAAUUGGACAAUUCUUGUAAUGGCUAAAGAUAUUGAUUUAUUUUAUCUGUAUGUCGCGCUGCCCCGUUGCUGUCAGAGUAGCAGAGCAAUGGACUACUGCUGCUGAAGCCAUCUUCUUUAAAGUUUAGAAAUACUUGUCUCUGUUGAAGCUCAACAAAUCGACAUGGACUUGCGCUGGAUGUAAGACUUUCUGGAAACCUCUAAACAUCUCAGCUGUCUCCAGGUCGGACAGGUCAUCUGAGCCCUGCUCCUGGUCCCCAGAGCCUGUUUGAGGGCCAACAUGUCAGUGUCAGGGGCCACGACCGUGCAGCUUUUCACCAAGCUUGUGAAGCAUGCAGUGGGAAAGACGCAGAUUCAGCUGAACCGCUGGCUGCAGAGAACUGCCACAGAUGAGUGUGACAAAAUUGACAUUCUGAUAUGCAGCGCCUUCGAUGAGAGAGGGGUCGGCUUAGGCAAGUCGGACGGAGACCCUGAGGUUAUCGGUGACACAGGGGGGACGACCUUCACCAGCAGUGGGGAAUUUAGACACCCGUGCUGUAUCACCACCUUUUGCUUCAAGAGCGCCCUGCUGGCAUGCAUCCUGACCGCUGUGUGCUUCUCCUCUGUUGCCCUGGUGCGGCAAUACCUCAAGGACCUACUGCUCUGGGUGGAGAGCCUGGACAGCUUCGUUGGAGCCAUGCUGUUUAUAGUUGGUUUGAUUAUUGUGUCGUUCCCAUGCGGAUGGGGAUAUAUUGUACUUAAUGUGGCAGCUGGCUACCUCUACGGCUUUGUGCUGGGCAUGGGACUAGUCAUGGUGGGAGUAUUGAUAGGGACCUUUGUAGCACAUCUAGUGUGCAAACGACUAUUGACUGACUGGGUGUUGAAUAAAGUUGGGAACAGUGAACAGCUCAGUGCUGUCAUACGAGUGGUGGAAGGAGGAAGUGGACUCAAAAUUGUGGCCUUAGCAAGACUCACCCCCAUACCUUUUGGGCUCCAAAAUGCAGUUUUCUCGAUCACAGAUGUGUCCUUGCCAAACUACCUGGUGGCCUCCUCUGUGGGUCUGUUGCCCACACAGCUUCUCAAUUCCUACCUGGGCACCACGCUUCGCACCAUGGAGGACGUCAUCGCGGAGCAAAGCGUCAGCGGCUACUUUGUAUUUAGCCUGCAGAUCGUCAUCAGCAUUGGCUUGAUGUUCUACGUUGUGCAUCGGGCUCAGGUCGAGCUCAACGCAGCCAUCGCCGCCUGCCAGAUGGAGCUGAAGUCGUCACACAUGAACGGCUCCUCCACCAAUCACAGCGGCUUCACCUACUGCAGCAAGAGGGCGACGGCUGGCAGCGGGAACUGCAUCAACGUGGUGUGACCUCAAGCCACCGCAUGUGGUGGUAGCUCCCACAUCUUGGUUAGUGAAUUGUAAGACUGCAUAGCUUAGAGGAACCCGCUGAGAUUAGACGGCGUCCAAAACCUGGUGGUGGCAUAUAAUUUUCAUCACGACAUCAUAUUCUGACCGCACAUGUGAAGAACCCCCCUGAAAGCGUUCGCCUUUAGUCGGUACGAUGUUCUCGCAGUGUGGGACCACCUUUGAAGAAACGAUGAUGCUGCUGAAAGUGGUUUUGCGGUACAUCAUUUUGGGAGAUUUUUUAUUUUUAUUGAGGUACUUCUUAACGUCUACUCUGUUAUAGGAGAUGUCAAUGAAAUUAUGAUGAAGAUGUUUAGAAAAAUAUCAAAGGUGGCGAUGUGAGUGAGUCAUUUAAAGCAUAGCGAGGCGUUUACUGCCUGCUGUCAUUAUGAAUGUGCAAUCUGGAGCUUUCUAGAGAACCAAGGAAUUGAUUUUCCAUUUCAGUGUCAAAAGAAUGCCGACCUAUGCACCUUUACGUCAUGCUCUACCUGUUCUCGUUUUGUUUCAGGGGAUUUUUGGGUUUUUUGUUUGUCUACAUCCAGUGCUCAUCCUCGAUAUAAAUAAUAAGGGCAUUAUUGAUAUUUUUUUUUCGAAUGAUUUGGCUUUUUAGUCCUGCUCAUUUUUUAAGUGUCUUAUUUUUGGACUCUGGAGAAAGAGGAGAAGCUCUCAGCGGGCUCGACUCCGACUGUGUCGUCUCUCCUGGCUUAUAGCUGAAUCGGCCUCGCCUGGCCAGAGAUCAUUUUAGUGCUUCUGCAGUUUUGAUAAGAGCAACUGGAGUAGAGAGCAGGUUUCACAGCAGGAAACUCAGGAAUGUUUCUGCCAGGAAAGUUUAAAGUGCAGCGUGGUCGGCUCGUCGGCAGCAGAGCCACGUGUUCCCACAUUGGACUGAAACGGAGAUGUCAAGCUUUUCCUGUAAAUGUUUAUAUUUAAUUUUGAAUUGAUUUUUACAUUAGCUUUUAUUUUAUUUCUUUAUUUGGCUGUGAGAUUAUCCAUUAGUGAUUAUUACAUUAGUUUUUGUUUCAAAUGGUAGUUUUGACAAUUCAGUGCAAUACAAGUAGGAUGAAAUGGCAUGAAUGUCAUAUUUCAGUGCUGAAACCAAACUAAUCCCAAAUGCUCUCAAGCAGAUGAAAUAACACAAACCUAGGUCUGUGUUUUAUUUAGAUUUACUUGCAUUAUAGAUGAGUACGCUAGAUGAGAUAAAGAGGCUUUUAUUUUGUACGUGCCAUAAUUUGAUAACGCUUAUCGGACGUUACGACAUCGGCCCCGCGUGAGCUGAGGCUACAUGUGACUUAAUACUUAAUUCUUCGUUGUUGGUGAUGAUGAUAGACAUUACCUGUGAACGAUUCUUGUGUUUUCGCUCUUAAUACGACAACAACAAAGCUCUCCUGCUGUCGGUUCUUUUGCACAGUCCACAACAACAGACAAACAUUAUUUUCAUACCGUUAAACCAGGAAGGGGUUUGGUUGGCCAAAAGUAGAAACAGAUGCGUCUCAGAAGCUGACAAUCAAACACAAAUGGACACUAAAGUGAUGAAUGUGAUACUAGUUUUUAUUUUUCAUUUAUUGUGAUGCUGCUCCUCAGACGACGUCUGGUUGAGGAAUAAUAAGGGCUCCUAUAUGAAAUAUCCAUCUCCGUGUCCCUGUAAUUGUUCACAAAAGCCUGUUUUGUAACGCUGGCACAACUUUUUUGUUUUUGUACAAAUUUUUUUCUUUUGAAAGCCAGAGUCAAUGUUCGUCCAAACACAUUCCACGCUGUCAGUCCUCUGACAAGCUGUAGAGUUAUUUUCAUGCUAAAUGUUGGUUUAAGGGCCCCUUCCUGUUUGAAUUUAGCAAUAAUGUUUGACAGUCAAAAGCAAAAAAAUAAUCUAUAUAUAUAUAUAUGAUAGAAGUCCUACCAGUGAGGUCUUUAGCCAAGUGUUGGGAACUGUUCAGUCGCAGUGUUAAAGAUCUGUUUGUAGACCUGAUCAAAAGUGAACAAAAAAAAAAAAAAUACUGCAUUUGAGUCUUUCGUCGAUCCAUAUUUCACUGUCAGAUUGAGUAUCAACAUUCCCAGGUUUGUGUUACAGUCUUCAACCUGCCUUUUACCUCCCGCUGCCUCUGACGGACAUUUCUGCGCCGCCGACGAUGUGGAAGACGAGUCACGAGACGCGUCUGUGAUCAGAACAGCUUGUUUAGUUUUCCAGCACUUUGUUUGGAGAGCCCCUAAAACGACAGAUUGCUUAUACAUUCACGUCUUCAGCGUUAAACCUAAACACUUUUCCAGUUUCUUACUUGAAUCGAAAGUUUACGAAGAGAAAGAUGAGUAUGUUUUAUGGCUGCUAGAAUUCUAAUAAAAAAAAUUACUCACAGUUCUCAUCUACUUACUUUAUAAUAAAAAAAAAAAGACAUGGAAA